Molecule: messenger RNA, 2682 nt
Organism: Caenorhabditis bovis
Lineage: Eukaryota; Metazoa; Nematoda; Chromadorea; Rhabditida; Rhabditidae
Source: the annotation of a GenBank genome assembly
AUGCUGAGCAGCAAUUCGUCGUCAACGAGCCUCAACGUCGACACAUCGCCGACGGCUGUCGACGUCGUCGGCAGCGGCGGCGGCGGCGGACUGCCGAGCUUCACCAACGGCAAGAAGCCGAUCAAAGAGGGUUCGGUGCAGUUGACGUCGCUCUCGACUCUCCUCUCUCAUCAUCGUUAUUUCUUCCUCUACCACGAAACGCUCAUCAUUUCCAAACAAAAGGGCGCCUGCUCGUACAAGCUGAAAGAAAAACUUCGACUGGAUCGCGUUUGGAUCGCGUCGAGCAACACGGCAGACUCAUUCCUCAUCGGAUGGCCGUUCACCAACUAUCUUGUCCAUUUCAGAAACAGCGAAGAGAAAGACGAAUGGUUCGAGCUUCUCUCAUGUUGCGUCCAACAAUGUCUCCGCCCAUUAUACACCACGAUAUCGAUGGAUAUCAAUGUUCGUGGCAGGAAACAGACAAUUCGUCGAAGGGUUGAUAAUGGAAAGAAAUCUGGAGAAAUUGUCGUCGAAACUGCCGCCGAUUUGGGCCUUCCUCAUACUUCUUAUCAAUUGACACUCGCCGUUGGCGAGAAUUCGACCAGAUCGUUGCAAGGUCCGGAGAAUGUGUAUGUGGCCAUGAUGUGCGAGAUCGAGCGGCAAGGAAUCCGACUGUCGGAGAGUCAGAAGCAGGCGCUCGACACAUGCCCAAUCGCCAACUGCCGGCUUGUUCUCUCGACGAUCAAAAGCACAUCGGGACCAUCGCCGAGGCAGAUUGUGAAUAGUAUCAAAAGAAAAGUUCUUGCUCGCACCGAUUGUCGUUCGAUAUUCGGCAAAGAAUUAUCCGGUCCGACCCCUCCGCAGCCGAUAAUGACAAUCGUUGAUCAUCUGCGAAUGGACGGAUUCGAAGCCGAAGGCAUUUUUCGCAAGUCGCCCAAACAGAGCACAUUCAAAGAAUUGAAAUCGGAACUCGACAAGGGCGUCGUGCCCGAUUUCCACAAUUAUAAUACUCAUGUGUUGGCGUCGAUUCUCAAGGAGUACCUUCGAAGUAUUCCCGGAAAAAUUUUGUUGUCCGGAAAUUAUGAGCUUUGGAUGCAGGUUGCCGAUGAGACGGACGACGAGAAGAAAAUUUCUUCGUGUCGCGGCCUUCUCUCGCAUCUGCCCACUUCGCACUCGAUUCUGCUCGCCAACGUGCUCAAACUGCUCAACAAGAUCUCGAACACGCCGUCGUCGAAAAUGACGGCUUCGUCGCUCAGCGUGUGUCUCGCGCCGAGCUUCCUCGAGAGUCCCGAUCCGAUGGAAGGCGGCAAGAAGGUGCCGCCGCUUGUCGAAUUCCUCAUCACACGCGCUGCCCAAGUCGUGCCUGGAUUCAGCACCGACAACGUGUUCGCAAUCAUGAACAAUGGCACCGAUCACAAUGCGAAUGUCGUGUGCAGUCCGGUGCCGAGCUCGUCGCAUUCCGAUGACGGAUCUUCGCAACGGACCCCGAUAAUUGAAGAGCUUAAUGAUGCCGAUGAUGCCACUUCUCAAUCAAGCCUUGCCGAAUCGGAUCUUCCCGAUGAACCACGAGGGCCCUCGUCGCACCUCGAGACCAUCUCCGAGCUCAGUGAGCCGCAAACCGAUCGUCUUGUGUUUUCGUCGAGCGAUUCUGAGGACGACGAUGACAAGGACACCUACCGUAGUCGGCCAUCCUUUUCGAGGACUUCGUUCGUUUCGGAGACUUUGAGAUCAUCGAGUGAUGAGCAUCCCAAAUCGACGGACACACCGAGAUCACCUUGCCUCAAAAGAAUCCACUUCCAACGAACUGAAGCUCAACAUCGCACCAAAGAAGGAUCGGCGAAAUUGGACUUUGAAGCAAUGAAAUUUCACAGGCCUUCAAGAAAAUCUUCGCUUGAGGAAGUUGCUCGCAAGAAUUCCGCCGAGACCUUCUGCCAUAGUAGGGAGCCAAGCGAUGCUCCCACACCGACGCCAACUGCAGAACAGCACAUUAGGAAAGAAUCUCGGGAAGAGGCCACCCAGACGGCAGACUGUGGACUUCCAGAAAUUGCUGCAACCGACAUUCGUUUCCCAGCAUUUCGAAGCAUGCUUCAAGAGCAGGCGACGCCGAAAUUUUGCAAUGUCAGUCCUCCGGUGCCUGCAGACCCAACUCCAAGGGGAUAUGUGCAAAAAAUGGACGAAUUUGCCAAUGACUAUAGGCCAAUGGCCUACAAAUUCGAUGAGAAACCAACUGUGCAGGUAGCGCCAUUUUCUCAAGACACCUCGCUAAAGACAAUAAACGACCGAUUGGCUGCUCUUCGUCAGAAUUCAUUGAGCUCCGAAAUGACAAAGCCAAAAUUGGCGGCGAAGCCUUCGUAUGUGCCGCCGGAGCCAGUGAGCACAUACAAAUUCCGGCACGACGUGCGCAGUUUGACGAACAGUCCCGUGAUGCCGCGAAGUGUCGCAUUCGCGCCGUGCGACGACGUCGGCGAAAAGCGGAACGGAAUGCGAAAAUCCGAUUUGCAGAGAUCGUCAUCACAAAGAGGAGUUUCGACAAGCGUAGGCAAGGACAUCUACGGUUCGCGACCCGCGAUGGUUAAAACCGCCCGUCGCUUCGACAGCGUCGGCAUGGAUCCACUCGAAAUCAAUUGGAGCGUCAGCCAGCUCAAAUCGUUAUUCCAAGACGCGAAAGCGCCAGCAAUCGACACCGUCUACACUCAACCGUGA